CGAACAUAGGGCAAAUUGUUGUGUUUGUUGUUUGUGUGUGUUCGUCGGUGCUUUAUUCGAACGUUCUCUGCAUAACAUGAAUUCUGUCAGAGUCGCGUGUAGCUCGCACAAAAGGCUGCAGCGUCUGUUCGAAGGCCGACGUAGGUAUGCGAAAACGAAAUUUCCUCCUGUGGUUACACCCCUUCUCCCGCCGGGAACCUUCGAUAACAAAGUCGCAUUCAUAACUGGCGGUGGCACCGGUAUAGGAAAAGGAAUGGCAAAAAUGCUCGCGAAGCUGGGAGCGAACGUAGCCAUUGUCAGCAGGAAGCAAGAUGUGUUGGACGCAACAGCCAAGGAAAUCAGUGAUAAGACCCAUAGGAAGAUAUUACCUGUCGCGGCAGAUGUCAGGGACCCCGCAGCCAUUGCGGCUGCAGUUGACAGAUGUGAGCAGGAGCUUGGACUGCCAAAUAUUGUCAUCAACAACGCUGCAGGAAACUUCAUUAGUCCAACCGAGAAACUCUCGCCCAAUGCUUGGAAAACAAUUAUCGACAUUGUAUUGAAUGGAACGGCCUUCGUUACGCUAGAGAUCGGAAAGCGACUCAUCAAAGCGGACCUUGGUGCCAAUUUCUUAGCGAUUUCUGCUACGUACACUAACUUUGGGUCUGGCUUUGUUGCUCCGAGCUGUGCAGCGAAAAGUGGAGUUGAAGCCCUAACAAUGUCAUUGGCAUCAGAAUGGGGCAGGUACGGCAUGCGUUUCAACUGUAUUUCACCGGGUGUCGUCUAUACCAAGGGCGCCCAUAGCAGACUUGACCCUGAAGGAAUGUUUACCAAGACUGCAAUAGAGGGUCCAAUUGAGCGUGCCGGUGAGAUAGCCGAAGUGGCUAACCUUGCUGCGUACCUUGUGAGCGAUUACUCCAACUGGCUGACAGGAGAAGUUAUUCGAUUGGACGGCGGCCACCUCAAUUAUAUCGCGAGUGAUUUCAAUAAGCUGGUUAAUAUAGACGAAGAAAAAUGGGAAAUGCUGGAGGCUGCAAUCAGAAAUACCAAGGGCUCCUGAGACCAUAAUUAUUGCCGUUGACUGGUGUGCGUCAUUUUGUGGUGAUAUACAUCUACUGAUGAAUAUGAUUAGAACUUGUUUCAUAGGUUUUGAAAUGAAGCCAUCACUGUAUAAUGUACAGUAGACAUAUUGUCAGGGAGAGUACUUGCAACGACAAAAAAGGAUGGGCAGGUGCAAAGUGUUUUUGUUACCUUUCUCGGAUGGACGGACGGACGGACGGACAGACCUUCUCUCCUUCUGAGGUUCCUCCUUCGGUGUUCAAACAGUAUUCUAAAUAAACCUUUAACAUAUUUGA
Molecule: messenger RNA, 1331 nt
Organism: Ornithodoros turicata
Lineage: Eukaryota; Metazoa; Arthropoda; Arachnida; Ixodida; Argasidae
Product: 2,4-dienoyl-CoA reductase [(3E)-enoyl-CoA-producing], mitochondrial-like
Exons: 8
Coding region: 77-1036 (319 amino acids)
Biological process (GO): fatty acid beta-oxidation
Cellular component (GO): mitochondrion
Molecular function (GO): 2,4-dienoyl-CoA reductase (NADPH) activity
Source: RefSeq, a predicted model, not a curated record